AUGGAAGUUCAUAUUACUUCAAAGCAAAUGGUUAAGCCCUCCUCUUCAAAACUUCAUCUCUUGACACCAUUCAACCUUUCCCUUUUAGACCAACUCGCUCCAGGAGUGUACACUCCUGUACUCCUCUUUUACGCUAAACCUAGUGAUUCCAAUGUCGACGGUUCUCAAUUCUCAGACCAACUAAAACAAUCGCUCCCGAAAGCUUUAACUCAGUUUUACCCUGCUGCUGGUCGGGUGAAGAAUAACCUUUUCAUUACUGAUUUCGACGAGGGAGUUCCAUAUGUUGAAACCAGGGUGGAAGGCCGACUAUCUGAUUUCAUUGAGCCAACUCAAAAACUAGAGGAAAUGAACCGAAUGCUUCCUUGUCGACCCUUUUCCUAUAUUCAAGAUUCAACAGCACCCCAAUUGGCUGUUCAAGUUAACAUCUUCGACUGCGGUGGGAUUGCACUAGGUUUGUGUUAUUUACACAAGAUUUUCGAUGCAGCAAGCAUAUCUGCUUUCCUUAAAAGUUGGGCAGCUUUCAGUCGUGGUUCGAAUGGUGAAAUAUCAGAUCCUGGACUGUUAGGGGCAUCGUCACGGUUUUUUCCUCCGGUUGAGUCAAUGCCGGAAAAUGCUGAUUGGAAAAGCUUGUUCUUCAAUGGCGGUGGGCGUAAGAUAACAAGGACUUACGUGUUUGAUGCUAAUGCGAUCUCGACUCUUAAGUUGAUAGCGAAAAGCAAAAGCUUGGAGCAUCCUUCCCGAGUAUUAGCUGUAAGUGCAUUCGUAUGGAAGCAUGCCAUGCAGGCUUCUCGAUCAGUUUCAGGAACUCUAAAACCAACUAUUUUAUGCCAACCAGUGAACCUUCGACCAAAAUUUAAGCCCGCCUUACCGAGUUAUUCAAUUGGGAACAUGUUUUCAAUGGCAAGUAGCAUGUACAACCCAGUUGGAAAAGAUAUUGACUUGUCUGAGUUGAGUUAUCUAGUGAGAGAAGCAACGAAAAGUGCCCCUAAUGAUCCCGAGGUAAUUCUGCAAGGAUUUAACACUAUGACAGAGCAACUCAGCCAUCUUGCAGAAAUGGUCUCAAAAGGAAAUGUAGAUUUUUUUAUUUUAAGCAGCUGGAUCAAUACUUUGGAUGCAAAUGAAGAUUUUGGGUGGGGAAAACGGGCUCUGUUUAGCAUUCCAGGGAUCGGCAGCCAUAAUCGAGAGUUGGGCAAUGGUUUCGUUCUAAAAGAGGCUAGGCAGCACAACGCCAUUGAAGUUUGGAUUACUAUAUCCGAGAAAGAAAUGGUUUUUCUGGAACGUGAUCCCGAGUUCCUCGCAUAUGCUUCUCCAGGUUCUUACUUUGAUAAAAGUGAGAUCUAA
Molecule: messenger RNA, 1341 nt
Organism: Hibiscus syriacus
Lineage: Eukaryota; Viridiplantae; Streptophyta; Magnoliopsida; Malvales; Malvaceae
Product: stemmadenine O-acetyltransferase-like
Exons: 1
Coding region: 1-1341 (446 amino acids)
Source: RefSeq, a predicted model, not a curated record